Molecule: messenger RNA, 700 nt
Organism: Raphanus sativus (radish)
Lineage: Eukaryota; Viridiplantae; Streptophyta; Magnoliopsida; Brassicales; Brassicaceae
Exons: 3
Coding region: 16-504 (162 amino acids)
Source: RefSeq, a predicted model, not a curated record
ACAAAUAUAGACGUGAUGCGAGGUUUCAUGAUGAGCAUUGUGAUUGUGAAGGGAUCAGAUUUUUGGAUCGGAGAAUCAGGACUGAAAAGAAUGGCGUCGAAUAUCAUGAGACCAGCGUUUGCUUACACGGUUGUGUACGUGAAGGAUGUGGCCAAAUCCGUAGAAUUUUACUCUAGAGCCUUUGGUCACAACGUCCGUCGUCUUGACGAUUCCCACAGGUGGGGGGAGCUAGAGAGCGGACAAACGACGAUAGCGUUCACACCGCUUCACCAGCAUGAGACCGACGACUUAACAGGGAAGGUACAGGGUACUCAUUCAGACCGUGAGAGAGCACCAAUCGAACUCUGCUUCUGUUACCCGGAUGUUGAUGCCGCCUUCAAGAGGGCUGUGGAAAACGGUGCGGUGGCGGUCAGCGAGCCAGAGGACAAGGAAUGGGGACAGAAGGUUGGUUACGUGCGAGACACCGACGGAAUCGUUGUCCGCAUUGGUAGCCACGUUAAAUGAGUACCAAUCAAAGAGUGGAUCACGGGGGCAGACGGACGUAGGCGUGUCACGGGUUCACGUACCCCUACUGAAGAAUCUCAAACAAAUUUGAUUAAAUGUUCUUAGUUUAGUAAACUCUACAUAAAAAAAUAAUGUAAAAGAGAGAUGUAUUUGUUUUUGAAACCAAAAUCAAUAGUUUUCUCGUUUAAACAAAUAA